CCGCGCUGGGGGGCAGAGGCCCGCGGGGCUCGGAGGGAGGAACUUCCCGCGUCGGCUCCGCGCCCCGCAGUUUCCUCGGCGCCCAGCAGAAGGCGCCGCGUGGCCGGGGUCGCGCGCGAAGGCCCUCACCUUCCCUCCCGCCGUCUCCCGUCCGCCCCGCUACCCCCGAGCAGGAUGCGGCUGGGCCGCCGGGCCCUCUGCGCGCUGGUGCUGCUGCUCGCCUGCGCCUCGCUGGGGCUCCUGUACGCCCGCACCCGAGACGCGCCGGGCCUCCGCACGCCUUCCGCGCUCUGGACAGCCCCGCAGGUCGCCCCCAGGCCCGAGCUGCCCGACCUGGCCCCCGAGCCCCGUUAUGCGCACAUCUCGGUCAGGAUCAAAGAGCGAGUGCUGGGGCUGCUGGCCCAGAACAACUGCAGCUGUGAGUCCAGCCGGGGGAGCCUCCCCCUCCCCUUCCAGAGACGGGUCCAAGCCGUUGAUCUCACCAAGGCCUUUGACCCUGAAGAGCUGAAGGCUGCCUCUGCCGCCAGGGAGCAGGAGUUCCAGGCCUUCCUUGCAAGGAGCCAGUCCCCUGCCGACCAGCUGCUUGUAGCCCCUGCCAACUCUCCCCUACAGUACCCGCUGCAGGGUGUGGAGGUUCAGCCCCUGAGGAGCAUCUUGGUGCCAGGCCUGAGUCUGCAGGCAGCGUCUGGUCAGCAGGUGUACCAGGUGAACCUGACUGCCUCCCUGGGCACCUGGGAUGUGGCAGGGGAGGUCAUUGGAGUGACUCUCACGGGAGAGGGGCAGCCUGACCUCACCCUUGCCAGCCCAGAGCUGGACCAACUCAACCGGCAGCUGCAGCUGGUCACUUACAGCAGCCGAAGCUACCACGCCAACACCGCAGACACAGUCCGGUUCUCCACGGAGGGACACCAGGCUGCCUUCACCAUCCGCAUAAGACAUCCUCCCAACCCCCGGCUGUACCCACUCGGGUCUCAACCCCAGGGAGCCCAGUACGACAUCAGCACCUUGGUCACCAUCGCCACCAAGACGUUCCUUCGCUAUGAUCGGCUACGGGCCCUCAUAGCCAGCAUCCGUCGCUUCUACCCCACCGUCACUGUGAUCAUCGCUGACGACAGCGACAAGCCAGAGCGAAUCAGCGGCCCUCACGUGGAGCACUAUCUCAUGCCCUUCGGCAAGGGCUGGUUCGCAGGGCGGAAUCUGGCGGUGUCCCAAGUCACCACCAAGUACGUGCUGUGGGUGGACGACGACUUUGUCUUCACGGCGCGCACGCGGCUGGAGAGGCUUGUGGACGUGCUGGAGCGGACGCCGCUGGACCUGGUCGGGGGCGCGGUGCGCGAGAUCUCGGGCUUUGCCACCACCUACCGGCAGCUGCUGAGCGUGGACCCCGGCGCCCCAGGCCUGGGGAACUGCCUCCGGCAAAGGCGCGGCUUCCACCACGAGCUGGUGGGCUUCCCCGGCUGCGUGGUCACCGACGGGGUGGUGAACUUCUUCCUGGCGCGCACCGACAAGGUGCGAGAGGUUGGCUUCGACCCGCGCCUCAGCCGCGUGGCGCAUCUGGAGUUCUUCCUGGACGGACUCGGUUCCCUUCAGGUCGGCUCCUGUUCCGACGUCGUGGUGGACCACGCAUCGAAGCUGAAGCUGCCCUGGAUAUCGAGGGACGCUGGCGCGGAGACGUACGCCCGGUACCGGUACCCAGGAUCCCUGGACGAAAGUCAGGUGGCCAAACACCGCCUGCUGUUCUUCAAACACCGGCUGCAGUGCAUGACUGCGGAAUGAUGGCCACCGAGGCCUUGCCCUUGUCAGGCUGUGCCUGCCGCCGCCGCCUCCUCCUGCUCCUCCUCCUCGUCGUCCCUGCUAGGACCUUGGGCAGCCCCUCGGCCCAGUGAGCACUCCGCGGACUGCCCCUGGCCGCCGUCCCGCACACCUCCCCUUGAGAACCUGACCCCACGCAGGGGUUUGUCCUGGCGACGCUCCUCUCUUCUGAGUGCCCAGGUGCCUGAUGGAGCCAUAACCUCUCCCACAGCCAGUGCCAAGUCCUCCCCCACCCCAUUCUUAGGGGCCGGAACUGGGGGGGUCACUUUCCAAGUGCCAAAGAGCCCGGGAGGACUCUAAGACCCUGAAGAGGAAACACUGUCCUCGUCUCCUUGGGCUGAGGGGGCGGGGAAGCUCCGCAGUGUGCAGUUCCGGGGCGCGCUCCCCACCCUGAGCUCUGGAUCCGGACGGCGCAGGCUCCGGCCCACCUCCCAGAGGGACCCGUGGCUCUGGGGCGGGGCGGGGCUGGUGAACACAUGGUGAAAGCCGU
Molecule: messenger RNA, 2302 nt
Organism: Chinchilla lanigera (long-tailed chinchilla)
Lineage: Eukaryota; Metazoa; Chordata; Mammalia; Rodentia; Chinchillidae
Gene: B4galnt1
Product: beta-1,4-N-acetyl-galactosaminyl transferase 1
Biological process (GO): ganglioside biosynthetic process
Cellular component (GO): Golgi membrane
Molecular function (GO): hexosyltransferase activity
Source: RefSeq, a predicted model, not a curated record